AUGCCGGUACGCCUCCCCGACACCCCAGAGCUCGUCGCGGCGAUCGAGGCUUUCGACCUGGCGCUCAGCGCGCUCGACGCGGGCGCCGCAAUUCCCGACCCGCCAGCGGGAUACCGCACUUGGCGUCACCAACUCACGGGCGACGGCCGAUGGCUGACGGCCCGGGGCGAGAGCCUUCGCCUCCUCGCCCUCGAGUUUUUCCAGGGCGGAGGCAUCGCGGUUCGCACAACCGUCGCCGAGCCAACCACGACCACCACGGCUCCAUUGACUACACCUUCACUGUCACCAUCCGAGUCAGCUUUGCUGGGUCCGUUCGGUUCUCUCGUGGCAGAUGAGUUCCGAGCAGAGCUCCAGGCUCGUCGGGCGGAGCGUUUGCGCUCGUUUCGCCGGGGUCGUGGUCGUGGCAUGUCCCGCGGACGCGGUUGGACUCACCCAUACCAGUACCCGGGCGCGCCGGGGAGUUCAACUACUCCUACUCCAGGUCCCGGACUGGCAGCUGUUGGUUUCACCAAUGGUAUGCAACCGGGUUAUGCUGCUGCGACGACUUCCAUGCCGGUUCCUGCGCCCACGCCGACGUCUGCAUCGUCGGGGGCCGGACACGACUUCCAUUCUUUCGAGAGUGGCUCCUUGCAAUCGGGCUCGUAUUACGGUGGGGCUAAUGCUGUUGCCGGCCCUUCUAACCGCUCCGGUCCAUCUGCCCAGUUGACAGACUGGGGUAGCCCUCCCGAGACACCGGUCUCUCCGUUCCAGGGCAUGAACAUGCAGGGAGAUGAGGAUGUCGCUAUGUUCAAUGCCGCGUCUGCUGCCGUUCAAGGUGCUGGACCGGCUGCUGAUGGCCACAUCGUUGGCCCAGCGGCGGGUGAUGCUAUGGGUGGUUCCAUGGGUGCUAGCGGAGUCCCUGGUGCUGCAUCAUCCUCUAACACUACUAUCUAG
Molecule: messenger RNA, 933 nt
Organism: Gloeophyllum trabeum ATCC 11539
Lineage: Eukaryota; Fungi; Basidiomycota; Agaricomycetes; Gloeophyllales; Gloeophyllaceae
Exons: 2
Coding region: 1-933 (310 amino acids)
Source: RefSeq, a predicted model, not a curated record